Rhodotorula toruloides NP11 is the source of this 1119-nucleotide messenger RNA. RefSeq lists its product as uncharacterized. The coding region runs from base 1 to 1119 and encodes 372 amino acids. NCBI's taxonomy places the organism in Eukaryota, Fungi, Basidiomycota, Microbotryomycetes, Sporidiobolales, Sporidiobolaceae. The transcript has 4 exons. The record is from RefSeq and is a predicted model, not a curated record.
AUGGCCAAGUCUGCCGCUGCCAAGGGCAAACAGAAGGCUGCGGCGCGCCUGCCCUCGCCCGCGCCGUCUGCCAGCUCAGAAUCGCCCUCGAGCGCUUCCGGCGAGGAAGACGCUUCGUCCUCGUCGUCCGAGUCCGGCAGGGACAGUUCAGCAUCGCCAGAGCCCGUGAAGAAGAAUAUUGUGCGGCCUGUAGCGAACGCGGCCAUCCGGAAGUACAGCCCGCCCGAGGGGUUCAAGGCGCUCAAGGCGAUUUCUAGCAAGAGCGCUCUCGACUGGGACGACGUCAAGGAGGACGAGGAGCUCGAGCUGUUUGCCGUCAGGGUCCCGGCAGGGCUGAAGGCGAAGCACCUCGAGGGAAUCGAGAUCACACUGCCAGCAGGCUCCCUCGCCGACCCCGUCCAACCCGUCGCGCACUUCUCGCACAAGAAGUCGGAGUACGAGGUCCGGCUGUCCGGCGCAUCGAGCGGCAAGCGACGGCGGGACGAUGACGAAGCGGGCGUUGCGGCGACGAGCGAGUUGCACUCGUUGAUCCCGCUCCUGCCGCGAAAGUCGCACGGGAACAAGCUGUACCAGGCCCCUCGCCCCAUCUCCCGCACCCUGACCAUCACCCGCGCCCUCCCGACCUCUGUCAAGUCCUCCGCCGCGUCCCUCUCCGAACUCAACGACGGCCACUCGACCCUGAUCAUCUCCCAGCCCUCCUCCGUUCCGGGCGCCAUCCUCACAGCCGACGAGCUGCUCGACCCUUCCAAGGCGAAGAAGCGCAAGGAGCAGAUCCGCGGAGACGGCGAGCGAGACCAGCCGGACGAGUUGAUCAAGUACCGUGCCGAGGGGUGCUUGCCUGGCACGAGUGGGCGAGAGGGCGGGAAGGGGAGGUACCACAACCCGGUCAAGCUGCCGGAACGGUACCAGCCUCCGGUCGGACUGGGCGUGACGGGCGACAUUCAGAUGGCGGAUGGUGAGGCGGGCGAGGCAGAGGAGGGCGACGCGCCGGCCGCGUCGUCUCCCGAGAAAGAGCAGAAGAAGCGGGAAAAGGCGGAGAAGAAGGCUCGAAAGGAGGCGAAGCGGGCGAAGGAGGGCGAGGGGUCGCCGAAGAAGAAGAAGGUCAAGGUCGAGGCGUGA